AUGGGACAGCCCAAUGUCCUGCAGGACUGGAUGAGCGAAUGGCAGAAGUUCCAGCAGGAGGGUAGCCAGGACCAGCAGGUCCCCUACUCGCCGAAGGACUGCAAGACCGAAGCGGAGCUCAAUGCCUGGAAGGACAAGCAGACGAAGAUUGCCAAGACCUGGAUUCCCUCCAUGUACCAGGAGUUCCUACAAAGAUUGCAAGCUGGCUUCCAGGAGCCGACUCUGUCCAGCAUCGACAAGGAGCUGCAGAUGCCGAUCCAAGACAUGAGUGGCUUGGGGGAGUACAAGGACAACCUGGAGCGCAUCAAGCAUCCGGAGUCCCAGGAUGCCGCCGUCCCCCAGCCAGAGCCGGUCGUGCUCUCCAAGGAGCCGGAAGCUGCAGCCAUGUGCAGCCGAUUUGAUGAGGCCCCAGCUCCGCAGCCGCGAUCCGAGCGACCCUCCGCCGCCGGUGCUCGCAGCGCGCAGACCGCGACGGAGCUCGUCGCCGGGGACCUGGGCAGCGACGACGA
Symbiodinium sp. CCMP2456 is the source of this 509-nucleotide messenger RNA. The record is from the annotation of a GenBank genome assembly. NCBI's taxonomy places the organism in Eukaryota, Dinophyceae, Suessiales, Symbiodiniaceae.